UUUGUUACCGGCGGGUGGCGGGAGGCUUUUGAGGCCUACUCGGGUCCGCCUCACUUCAGCGGGCCGCCUUCCCCGUGCCCUCCGGUCCUUUGCCUGAGGAGCGGCGAAGGGAGCCCGAAGGCGGAGGGAAAAUAGCCCCGUCCCUAGAUAAUUGGGAUGAAUGGAUGGAGGAGGAGGCGGCGGCGGUGGCUGUGUUGUAGGCCCAGGGGUGGCCCCUUCAGGAUGUGAAAUCCAGUCAGCGCGCCCAAUUGGGGCUUUACUCUGAGAUCCUGACAUGUCUGAUGAAAUAUGCCCCAAAUAAAAUUAAAUGGCAUCACUGUGGACUUCCCAUUUCAACCCUACAAAUGUCAGGAAGAAUACAUGUCUAAAGUGCUGGAAUGCCUGCAAAAGCAAGUGAAUGGGAUUUUAGAGAGUCCUACAGGCACGGGGAAGACACUAUGCCUCCUUUGUGCAUCUCUGGCUUGGCGGGACCACUUCAAAGAUGCCAUCUCUGCACAGAAGAUAGCCCAACGACUGAAUGGAGCAGAACUCUUCACUGACCGGCCAAUGUCAUCUUGGGGCAGCGCUACCACAGGUGCAGAUAUCCCAGCUUAUUACACUGACGUUCCUAAAAUAAUUUAUGCCUCCAGAACUCAUUCUCAGCUUACUCAGGCCAUCAAUGAAUUAAAGAACACAGUUUACAGGCCAAAGGUAUGUGUAUUGGGUUCCAGAGAGCAGCUCUGCAUCCACCCUGAAGUUAAAAGACAGGAAAAUAACCAUACGCAGAUCCACAUGUGCCGUAUGAAGAUAACAACUCGCACAUGUCAUUUCUAUAACAAUGUGGAAGAGAAGAGCACUGAAAAAGACCUGAUCAGCUCCAUCUUGGAUAUUGAAGACCUGGUUAAAAAUGGGAACAAGCACAGAGUUUGCCCUUACUAUCUUUCUCGGAGUUUGAAGCAGCAGGCAGACAUCAUUUUUAUGCCUUACAACUAUUUACUGGACCCAAAGAGUCGAAGAGCUCACAACUUGGACUUGAAGGGGGCUGUAGUGAUACUUGAUGAAGCUCACAAUGUGGAAAAGAUAUGUGAAGAGUUGGCAUCGUUUGACUUGACACCCUAUGACUUAGCUUCAGCUGUGGAUGCCAUUAACAUAGUUCUGGAAGAACAAGUGAAAAACGUUCAGCAGAAUGAAAUCAACUCUGAAUUCAGUGUGGAGCCUGCCAGUUCAGGAUUAAACAUGGAGCUAGAAGACAUCGCAAAGAUAAAGCAGAUUCUUCUUCAGCUAGAAAACGUUAUAGAUGCUGUCGAGCUGCCCCCAAGUGGAAGUGGACUCACUAAGGAUGGAAGCUAUAUAUUUGACCUGUUUGAAAAGGUCCAAAUCACAUCCCAAACCCAAGCAUCUCUCCUUGAGUCACUGGAACAAAUCUUACAGUAUUUAGCAGGCCGUACUGGCAUAUUCAUCAAUACAGCUGGGUUGCAUAAAUUUACAGACAUAAUUCAGACUGUUUUUAAUUUCCGUCCAUCAGAAGGCACGUCUAGUUCCAUCCUGGGCUGCUCGGUCUCCAAGUAUUAUAAGGUCCACAUCCAUCUAGAUGCAAGUAAUCAUAAAAAGAAGCAGAGGACAGACCUGUGGAACUCGUCAGCAACUAAAAAACAAGGAAAGGUCUUGAGCUAUUGGUGUUUCAGUCCUGGAUACAGCAUGCACGAGUUAGUUCGUCAGGAAAUCCGAACAAUCAUUCUCACUAGCGGGACACUCUCUCCACUAUCGUCUUUUACUAUGGAAAUGCAAAUUCCCUUCCCAGUUUGUUUGGAAAACCCACACGUUAUCGAUAAACACCAGAUUUGGGUGGGGAUAAUCCCUAAAGGACCUGAUGGUGGUUUGCUGAGUUCCACCUAUGAAAAAAGAUUUUCAUCAGAGUGUCUGUCAUCUCUUGGGAGAACAAUAGGUAAUCUUGUUCGAAUCACACCACAUGGGCUGCUUGUUUUCUUCCCUUCAUAUCCUGUCAUGGAUAAAAGCCUGGAAUAUUGGAGAGAGCAUGAUUUAGCUGGAAGAAUUGAAGCAGUUAAACCAAUGUUUGUGGAACCAAGAAACAAAGGAACCUUCACAGAGGUCAUAAAUGCCUAUUAUGAGAAGAUUGUCUGCCCCAAGUCUAAUGGUGCUGUUUUCUUGGCUGUGUGCCGGGGGAAGGCCAGCGAAGGUUUGGACUUCACGGACAGGAAUGGUCGAGGUGUCAUCAUUACAGGCCUUCCUUUCCCCCCUCGCAUGGACCCAAAGGUCAUUUUAAAGAUGCAGUUCUUGGAUGAGAUGAGGUCAAAAGGUGCUGCUGGUGGACAGUAUUUAUCCGGGAACAGCUGGUACAAACAACAGGCAUCUCGUGCAGUGAACCAGGCCAUUGGUAGAGUCAUCCGGCAUCGACAGGAUUACGGCGCCAUCUUCCUCUGUGACCACAGGUUCAUGAAUACGGAUGCAAUAAGCCAAUUGCCUUCCUGGGUCCGUCCUUACAUCAAGAUUUAUGAAAAAUUUGGGCAUGCCGUCAGAGAUGUGUCUCAGUUCUUCCGUUUUGCCCAGGAAACUGUGCCUCCUCCCCCACUUCGAGACCCCUCCUGCACCACCACUGGAGAAGAAGGCAGCCCUACAACUUCGGCUUCACGUGAGAAGUUCCUUUCUGUGACCAAAGCCAGCAACACGGACAACCAUGUUCCUAGUUUGAAAAGGAAGAGGUUUGAGAAAAAUGAGUUGGGACAUUCAGAAUCUAGGUACUUACAGGCUGUGUAUCUUGUCUCAGAUAAUGGAGCGGCCAACCUGUGUGUAGAGUAUGACCAAAGGCCGUCCACCUCACAAAGACAACCUGGUAGCCUCUUGGCUGCACUGGAGUGCAAUGAAAAGAACUGUGGAGAGGCAGGUGAGGAAGACAGCUUGCCAGGAGAGGAACAGGCAAAACGUUUGUCAACUCUCUCCCUUCGAUACGAGAAGAAGCUCAUGGAUGAGCAGAAAGGAGGCAGGAAGAAAAUCAAGAUAGUCAGCAAUCCGCAGGCUGGCAAAGCCCAAGACCUCUCAGAGACUAAAACUGCCAGGGCUGCAGCUUUCAUUGCAACCGUGAAGCAGUCUUUGAGCCAGCUGAAUUUUAACACGUUCUCAAGGGCUCUGCAGCAGUACAAAACCACAAAUGACUUCAGUACUAUGUUGUGCCAGAUGAGCUCACUUUUUGUGGAAGACCAGAAAAAACAUGUCCUAUUGCGAGAAUUUUACCAGUUUGUUCGGCCGCAGCACAAAAAGAAGUUUGAUGAAGCUUGCUGUUCCCUGACGGGGGUCGGCUGUGGCUACAAACCUGAGCACAGCCUGAAGCUAGAGGAGAGGCUGCGGCUGGCCAAGAACCCAGAGAAGAAAUGUGACGAGAAAACCACCUUUUCGGAUGGUUCAACUGGGCAGCUGAACACUGAGCAGCAUUUGAAUAAAGGAGGUUCCCACCUAACUUUUCGGUCGGACGGUGCAGGAGGAAACAGUGCCUGUGCGACUGCUGAGCCCUCCAAAAAAACGCCCAGCUCCCUAAAGGAGAGCCGUAACCAAAUAAUCCGAUCAGCCUACCUGAGUGACCUCAAGGUGGCUCUGGACCAAAGCAGCUUCAGCAGUUUCUUUUCAGCCCUGUCAGCAUACAAGAAGACUGAUGACUACGAUGCCAUGGUGUCUGUGGUUGCAGCCCUCACCACAGAGAAGCCAGAACAUUUCCAUCUGCUACAAAGGUUCUCCAUGUUUGUGCGCCCCCAUCACAAAAAACAGUUCAGGCAGAUGUGUAAAGAGCUGACUGGGAUGAGUUGCCCUGAGGAGAGUGAAGAGGCUCUGCUACCAGCGCAGGAGGAGGGCUCCCUUGGCUUGAGGGACUCAAACUGCACGGCGGAAGAGAGUAAAACUCAGGAUAAAGCUGCCAGCCCAAUCCCAGGUUCCUCCAAGAGCGAGAUGCUAGAGAAGAUCCUAAUUAAUGCCACCCCUAUAAGUAACUUGGAAUCACAGAACUCCAAGGGAGGUCCAAGCAGUGUCCGCACACCCAUGGACUCUGACAGCGUGCCCAUCUCACCAUUAAGGGAAGGGUUCCAGUGUGGAAAAUGCAAAUCUGAGCAUAGUGUGCCUUUUAAAUGCCAGCUGUGCGAUUUCACUUGUUGCAAAUUGUGCUGGGAGAAUCUCCUAAAGGGUGCCAAGAAGUGCCCGGAAUGCAAAGCUGAUACCAAGAAGAGACAUUUAUCUAUGAAUUAUUGGCCAGAUCCCCAGUGAGAGAGGUCUACAUUGAGGCAAAAAUAGCCCAGGACUAUGGAAAGGAAGCAAAGUGUACAUUGGUUUUAAGCAAGCUGCUCUUUGUUCUCUGGACUGAUGUUGCCACCUCAUGCCACCACCCUCUUGCUGAAGUUCCUCCACCAGAAGAGAUUUUCAACGCACAGCAGAAGUUUGGAGAAUCAGCAUUGUCUUCACAAUGACAAAUGACAGCAGAAGGUGAAAGGACAGAGUAAUCUUUAGGAUUACAGUUCCCCUGAUACUCCCAAACAUUCCAACACUUUUGCAGCUGUUGGGCUCUUAAAAUGACGUUUUUACACAAAAGCAUAAAAUCAUUUUUCUUAUAAGAGUCUCUUCAGUGAGGCAAGAUAAUUAUGGCUUGUCUCCCUGUGGACAGUUUGUGGCUUCCAUGCCUGUAAAAGCAAUCACGUUGUAGGUGCUAAAAAAACUCUUUGAGGUGUUGGCAGGCCUUGUGAUCUAUUGGCCAGCUGCCUACCAAAAGAGUUCAGAGAAACUGACCAAAUGAAAACCUCAAAUUGAGGUGGAUUAUCUGCUCAUUAGAAAGGCUGUGUGUAUUGAUAGUCAGCUGUCAAUUUUGAUAGUUGAUAGUCAGUGUAAUUUUGGUGAGUCCUGAGCUGGUGCUCAGGCUAAUUAAAUAGAAAGCCUCUGAAUUUCGCUGCUUGUGCUUCGUGUCGGAAACUUCUGCUGAUAAGAAGGGAUUCUUCUCUCCUCUGCUUUCUGAUGCUUCAGAAGGAUUUCUGCAACAACCAGUUGGUUCUGUUGCAAAAAAUAGAAAAUAAAUGGAAUAAAUUUUAAGUACAUUAUGUGCUUUUAUAUUUUUAUAAACUGCAAGUAUUUUUGUGAAUUGAGAAAUUGCAUCAGUUUUCAAAAGUGGGAAAUAGUACGUGUUAAACUAUGUCAAUAAAUAAAAAACGCAUUUGUCGUGUGGCUUCAA
Podarcis raffonei (Aeolian wall lizard) is the source of this 5197-nucleotide messenger RNA. It is a transcript of the gene RTEL1, whose product is annotated as regulator of telomere elongation helicase 1. Gene Ontology annotation, molecular function: ATP binding; hydrolase activity, acting on acid anhydrides, in phosphorus-containing anhydrides; DNA binding. Gene Ontology annotation, biological process: DNA recombination; negative regulation of DNA recombination; telomeric loop disassembly. Gene Ontology annotation, cellular component: nucleus. The coding region runs from base 289 to 4245 and encodes 1318 amino acids. Lineage: Eukaryota; Metazoa; Chordata; Lepidosauria; Squamata; Lacertidae. The record is from RefSeq and is a predicted model, not a curated record. The transcript is spliced from 36 exons.